Malurus melanocephalus (red-backed fairy wren) is the source of this 2048-nucleotide messenger RNA. It is a transcript of the gene STK31, whose product is annotated as serine/threonine kinase 31. The record is from RefSeq and is a predicted model, not a curated record. NCBI's taxonomy places the organism in Eukaryota, Metazoa, Chordata, Aves, Passeriformes, Maluridae.
AGGAGAUGUAAUGACUUCUUGAAAAUAACGUGUGUGUUGACUGAAGUUUGUCCUCAGACUAAUGCAGCUUUUGGCAAACAGGGUUUUAGCAAGGUUUAUGGUGGAUUUUUUUCUGAAGGCARAUGUUGCCUGAAUAGACCGAACAUAUUUAAAAUUCCACCAAACUUGGGAUGUCUGAAUGUUGAUGAGAAGUACAGGCUCUGGGCAUUGCAGAUACCAGCUAAUCAGAAGCUAAACAUGUGUGACCAGGGAAAGAAGUUUUUGAACAGACAAACUUUUGAAAAAGAAAUAAAUGUACAUCACAAAGCCAAGCAGAAAGAUGGUACCAUUGUCGCUCAGACAAAGUAUAAAAAAAAAGAUAUUGGAGAAGAGGUGGUCAAGGCAGGGUUUACUGAAAAAUGCAUGUCUCCAGGAAACACGAAGUGUGGAAAAGUAGCUGUCACAMAAAUCCAGCACUGGGAGACAGAAGUUUCUAUUCUGCAGUGGGUAAACAAGUCUAAUCAAGCACUGUACAAUACCCCAAGAGGAUGCUCUGACUGAGUAUCUGCCAGCUCAGGGAAUCAGAAUUUUAUGAGAAAUCAUAUAUUUGGCUCAAAGAAAGAGGUGGUGCUAAGUUGGCAGAUACAGCUGUUGUCAGAAAUCUUUUUAAAGAGACUUGUCCUGCAGUUGCUACGGUUGCCAUGGCAACAGGCUGCUGAGGAAAAUGCUUGUGGGUGGAAAAAGGGUACUUGGCAUUCGGGAAGGAUGGUGGCUUCUACCUCAGUGCCAGGCACCAGACAGGCACAAAUAAGACCAGAUCAGAAACUGUCCAAAGACAAAAGCAUUCUCAAAAGGGAGAGCACACAUCUUUUGCAGAGGCAGAAGGAACUAGAACUSAAGGUUCRAGAGCUGAAAUGUAAACUUYGGAAAGAAAAUGAAGCAUCUGAGAAAAGUGCUGAAAGCUUUGAACAAACCCUACAUACUUGUAUURAAAUAAAAGCAAAAAGGUUGGCUGUUAGGGUGAAAACAUUGAAAAAAGCUAGACACACAAAUAAGAACAAUUGUUUUGGGGAACAAGCUGUGAAAGUGGUUAUAGAAGUUUUUCUCACUGCUGCAUUCCUUGAAAAAAUGCAGAAGACUUGGACAGAGCAUGACUCAGCUCAAAAGAGGAUUCAGUUAUGCAGAAAUGUGGAAGAAAGAGAUGAAUUGAUUAUCAAGUGAGAUGAGGUGCAGCAGAACUUGUAUUCAGCAGCAUCAGAAUUAAUUUUGGAAGUGGAUCAACCUCCACUCUUUGAGCACCCAAGGACAUUACAAGAGAUGACAGCUUCUCUGGAGAUGAGGUAUGGUCAAGAUUCUGAAGCAGAUGACUCGGAGGAGUUUCAACAGUUUUUUGAGUGGAAGAGUGUUAAAACAAAGAAAUUAACUCAUGUCAGAAAUAAUAUGGACACAACUUUGCAAAUUCUUGCUGACUGGUUCAGUGACAUCUUGAAAUGUUAUAACUUGAUGCCAGAAAUGUCUUCUGUUUCAGAGGAACUGGUUCAUGGUGGGGUACAGGAGCAAGAUGAAGCACAGAAGGGAGUAAUUGUGGGUUCUUACAAUAAAGUUAUAUAUAAAAUUCACCAAGAGCAAAGUAUGAUCACUGUCAUACAGAACAGAUACUUAGGAGUGUUGAGUUUGAACAAGGCAGAGGAAUGGCUGGAUAGAAGAAAUGUUACUAACUACUUAUUAUCUGUUAAGAAAGCUGUGAAAAYCUUGAAGGCCCAGCUAAGGAGCAAACUGAUUAAAAAGAGCAACUUUGGGAAAGUAGAAAAAUGUUAUARUGAUGAUAAAGUUAAAUCUCUUUUCCUGCAUUUGUUCUGCUGUAACAGUCGGAUGCCUGAGCAGGUGUUGAGGAAUGAUUGCUUCCUCACAGUUGAUGCGAUUCCAGUUUCACUGCAACCAGGUGAAGAGUAUGAGCCACAUGAAAAAUAUAAYUCUGAGAAAACAGAUGGGGAAAAAGUGAUUAACUGAGGAGAAUGAAGCAAACCCCACUCAACAGAUGAGCAAUUUUCCAUCAGGUGUUUCUUUAA